Molecule: messenger RNA, 747 nt
Organism: Rhipicephalus microplus (southern cattle tick)
Lineage: Eukaryota; Metazoa; Arthropoda; Arachnida; Ixodida; Ixodidae
Product: protein argonaute-2-like
Molecular function (GO): RNA binding; protein binding
Source: RefSeq, a predicted model, not a curated record
AGGUGACGGGCAGCAUGGACGCUCAUCCGUGCCGGUACGGGGCCACCGUGCGAGUGCAGACGGGCCACCAAGAAGUUAUUCAAGAGUUGACAAGUAUGGUCAAGGAGAUGCUGACUCGAUUCUACAAGACGACACACUGGAAGCCAGUGCGCAUCGUCAUGUACAGAGGUGCCGUCCCUGAGAGCCAGCUCGAGCGGGUAGUGAUCACUGAAGUGGCGGCCAUUCGAGAGGCGUGCUCCAGACUUGAGACUGACUACAAGCCAGGCCUCACGUAUGUGGUCGUUCAGAGGCGGCACCAUACGCGCCUGUUCUGUUCCCACAAGGAGGAGCGGACAGGCAGGAGCGGCAACAUCCCCCCUGGCACCACGGUCGACACGGACAUCACGCACCCUACCGAGUUUGACUUCUUCCUCUGCUCUCAUGCGGGCAUCCAGGGGACCAGCCGGCCGUCACACUACCGCGUUCGGUGGGACGACAACUGCUUCACGCAAGAUGAGUUGCAGUCUUUGACUUAUCAGCUGUGCCACACGUACCCGCGCUGCACGCGCUGCGUUUCCAGGCCCGCUCCGUUGUACUACGCAAGCCUGGUGUCCAACACCGCUCAGCACCACGUUGUCACGCCGCCGCAAGUCGGACCAGAAGGCAACGCGGAAGACCCUGCUGACCGGUGCAAUAUGGAAGGCCGCGCUAACGAAACAGCGACAAUCCAUGCUGCACUACGGGAUGCAUGCCGUUCCUAUGAGCUUG